Coprinopsis cinerea okayama7#130 is the source of this 594-nucleotide messenger RNA. RefSeq lists its product as hypothetical. NCBI's taxonomy places the organism in Eukaryota, Fungi, Basidiomycota, Agaricomycetes, Agaricales, Psathyrellaceae. The record is from RefSeq and is a predicted model, not a curated record. The transcript has a single exon. The coding region runs from base 1 to 594 and encodes 197 amino acids.
AUGGUCCGCACGACUAGUAGCACCACUGCUAAGCCGAUAGGCCUCCUUCCCAUCCCAAGAGCACUCCAUAUCCUCACCACCGGAGCCCUGUGCUCAAUCCUUGUCGGUGUCGGCCUCAAGGCAGUCAUCGUUCGCAGGGCCAAUGGCCCAUCCACAGAGCCUAUCGACGCCUUCCUACCAUCCAUCAUCCUUGGAGCCAUGGGCCUCGUUGUAACAUUCUUCAACUUGGUGCGAAUCGCCACCUUCAAGUUCCGCACCCGGGCAAAUUGGCUGCUCGUGGAGGUCAUACCUGGACUACUUGGCUGGACAGCCGUCACUUUUUUGACAGGAAUUGAAAACUUUUCCAGGGGAAGGGAGGGGAGGGAAAUCGGAAAGAAGUGCACCGCCCACUUUCUGGCUCCAGACAGACCAGAGUUGGGGUCGAAGGAUUACUUCGUGUUCUGCGUUGCGCAGGAUCUGUGUUGGGCGAUUAAUCUCGUCCUCGCGAUUAACUACCUAUGGGGCGUUGGGCUGUGGUACCUAACGCGACGAGAGGAAAAGAGGCAGGCCAAUGAAUCUGCUGGAGCUUAUCCAUUAGACAUCUUGGAGAACUGA